AUGACUAUCGAAGAACGGGUUGCCGCCACUGAUCCUCAGAAGAUCUUCCACUACACCGAUCUUCAGCGGUCAAAACCUACUCGCGCCAAUGAUCCCUACGAAUAUUUCGCAGGAUGGAACAAUAGACACCAGUCCGAGGUGAUUCCCGGAGCUCUGCCUAUUGCACAGAACAACCCUCAAGACCGAGGCUUCGGCCUUUACACCGAGGGUCUGACGUCGUCCUUUUUUGCGGCCCCUCGACAUGCCAACCAGAAUACCUACAUGUAUCGUGCCAGGCCAUCGGCAGCGCAUUCUGGUUACGUUGACCUAGAAACGAGGUCAAACAUCGAGAACUGCUUCUUGUCUCUGAACACCAAGGUCGAAACGAUCCCGGCACAAGCAGAAUGGAAACCCUUUCCCCUGCCUGCUGCCGAUGACCAGAUCGACUUUACCGAUGGACUGCAGACACUAGCCGGCAGCGGUGACCCGAACCUGCGUGAGGGUGUCGCCCUCUACGUCUAUGCCUUCAACAAAAACAUGCCCGGCAAGGCUUACUGCAACAUCGACGGCGAUUUCCUUCUUGUAGCCCAGCUCGGAAACCUCGAAAUCCAAACGGAAAUGGGAAGGCUCUUCCUUCAACCCGGAGAGAUCUGUGUCAUCCAGAGGGGCAUCCGCUUCCGCAUUGACUUGGCUGCCGAUGUUCCUGUCGCGCGCGGCUUCAUCGUUGAGGUCUGGGGCUCAACUUGGGAGCUGCCGGACCUGGGCCCCAUUGGAGGCUACGGCCUGGCCAACGCGCGCGACUUCCUGUAUCCGAAAGCUCACAUUGACGAAGACCUUCAUCGCGACUUCACCAUCGUAGUGAAGAACAAUGGAAAGCAUGUCGGCAUCAAGCAGAACCACAGCCCCUUUGAUGUGGUUGCGUGGCACGGUAAUUCGGUGCCUUACAAGUACGAUCUUACAAAGUUUGUGUCGCAAAACGCCACGUCAGUCGACCAUACCGAUCCCUCCAUCAAUACUGUUCUCAGUGCCAAGUCGAGGGACCCUAACACUUCCCUUGUUGACUUCCUGUGGUUCGGCCCUCGCUGGGACGUUGCAUCGAACUCGUUCCGCCCGCCGUAUUUCCAUCGCAACUCCGCCUCGGAGUUCCUGACCUGCCUUUAUGGCAACGGUUUGGGCCGGUCGAAUGACUUCCAGCCAGGCGGCGGCAGUUACGAGGGCGGCCACACACCUCACGGAGGCUUUGAUGAACGCUACAUCGAGGAACACAAGGUGCAGACGAACCAGCCUAGACGUAUCUUGGAAGCAGUUGUAGAGCAAAUGACUGUCAUGGUGGAAACCAGCAGGACUCUCCUCUUCACUGAAUGGGCCCGCAAGGAUAGUGGUGUCCUUGAGGCCGAGGGAACGGAUGCCAGCGCAUGGGAUAAUCUACCAGACCGAUUCUCCACCAACCCCAGGAUCCAGGAACUCUUGAAGCAGGUGAAGGAAGACGAAGCUGCUGAGCGGGCUCGUCGCGAGUUCUACCACAACGCCAAGUUGCGUGACUAG
Molecule: messenger RNA, 1524 nt
Organism: Verticillium dahliae VdLs.17
Lineage: Eukaryota; Fungi; Ascomycota; Sordariomycetes; Glomerellales; Plectosphaerellaceae
Product: homogentisate 1,2-dioxygenase
Exons: 4
Coding region: 1-1524 (507 amino acids)
Biological process (GO): L-phenylalanine catabolic process
Cellular component (GO): cytoplasm
Molecular function (GO): homogentisate 1,2-dioxygenase activity
Source: RefSeq, a predicted model, not a curated record